CGGUGCCGUCGGCCCAGCCUUCUGCCCGGCGCCCCGCGGGCAGCCCCGGGCCGCUGCGCCAUGUCCGCCAACUGGUUCCGGCGCCGCUUCCUGCCGGGGGGUCCGCUCCCCGCGCCGCGGCCGCCCCGGCCCCGCGCCAGCCCCGUGCCCUACCGGCGGCCCCGCUUCCUGCGCGGCUCAGGCUCCAGCCCCGGCACCGCCGACGCCUCGUGCCGCCCGGACGCCCGGCCAGUGCGCAGCCCGGUGCGGGGCCGCGCGCUGCCCUGGAACGCAGGCUACGCCGAGAUCAUCAAUGCAGAGAAAUCUGAAUUCAAUGAGGAUCAGGCGGCCUGUGGGAAGCUGUGCAUCCGGAGAUUUGAGUUUGGGGUUGAAGAGGACCAGGAAUGGCUGCCCUUGUGCCCAGAGGAGUUCCUGACAGGUCAUUACUGGGCACUGUUUGAUGGUCACGGUGGUCCAGCUGCAGCUAUCCUGGCUGCCAACACCCUGCACUCCUGCCUACGCCGGCAGCUGGAGGCCGUGGUAGAGGGCAUGGUGGCCACUCAGCCCCCCAUGCACCUCAGUGGCCACUGCAUCCGCCCUAGUGACCCCCAGUUUGUGGAAGAAAAGGGCAUUAGGGCAGAAGACUUGGUGGUCGGGGCUCUGGAGAGUGCCUUCCAGGAGUGUGAUGAGGUGAUUGGGCGAGAGCUGGAGGCCUCAGGCCAGGUGGGUGGCUGCACAGCCCUGGUGGCUGUGACCCUGCAAGGAAAGCUGUAUGUGGCCAAUGCUGGGGAUAGCAGGGCCAUCUUGGUGCGGAGGGAUGAGGUACGGCCCCUGAGCUCUGAGUUCACCCCGGAGACUGAGCGGCAGCGGAUCCAGCAGCUGGCCUUUCUCUACCCUGAGCUUCUGGCUGGUGAGUUCACCAGACUGGAGUUCCCUCGGCGACUGAACGGGGAUGACUUGGGGCAGAAGGUUUUGUUCAGGGAUCACCACAUGAGCGGCUGGAGCUACAAGUGCGUGGAGCAGUCGGAUCUCAAGUACCCACUGAUUCAUGGACAGGGUAGGCAGGCUCGGUUACUGGGAACACUGGCUGUCUCCCGGGGCCUAGGAGACCAUCAGCUCAAAGUCCUGGACACAAAUAUUCAGCUCAAGCCCUUCUUGCUCUCUGUCCCACAGGUGACUGUGCUGGAUAUGGACCAGCUGGAGCCGCAGGAAGAGGAUGUAGUUGUCAUGGCGACUGAUGGGCUCUGGGAUGUCCUGUCCAGUGAGCAGGUGGCACGGCUGGUGCGGAGCUUCCUCCCUGGCAACCGAGAGGACCCACACAGACAUGGAUCUUGCCAUCCUCUGAACCUGAAGAGAAUGAUCAAGGAAUAUAACAGCUCAAGGCACAAUACAAAGACAAGUGGCAAACAGACAUGGAUUGACAUCUGGAGAGAGGCCAAGCUUCAGGACCCAGCCACCAGCAGAAAUGGAGAGGGAGUAAUGGCAGUGAAGAAAAGACACUUUGGGAACUGAUCUAGACCCUAGUUAUUUGCUCCUAGGCAAGUCACUUCCCCUCUAACUUCAGUUUUCUCAUUUAAAAAGGGGGCUGAAUACGAUCACCCUACGAACAUCUACACUAAGGUGACUGAAUGAAGGGUUACAUCAGUGCUUGUAGAGUUUAACUCUAUGAUGGUCCAGGGAAGACCAACAUUAACGCCCGUUCCCAGAAAAGAAAGCGAAGUCAGGACAGUUUAAAGACACUAUACCUUUGACAUAACGUGCUACACAGAAAUCUGAGAAACUCUAUCUCAAAAGGAUAAUAAAUAAUAUCUUAAAUUAGUUAAAACUAACAGAAAUAACAUAAUGCACAGUACCAGAUAAGUAACACCCAAGGGGCGGGGGGAUAAAGGAAGCUUACCAAUCAUAAUAAACUGCGAGUCUGGAGUAAACGAGGCCUCCAGUGUGACGGCUUUGCUGUUGGCAUAACCCUAAAACAAGCAGAACAAUUCUCAUUACAGUGCCAUUAACAAAAAAUAAUGGCCUACAAACACUGACCCCAGCACAUACAUCUUCUUCUUCUUUUUUUUUUGAUGAAAAAAAUUUUUUACAGUAAAAUAUAGAUAACAAUUUACUAUUUUAAGUAUUUUUAAGUGUACAGUUCAGUGGCACUAAGUAUACUUAAAAUGCUAUGCAACCAUUACCAUCUUCUGCCUCCAAAACCUCUUCAUCAUUCCGAACAGAAACUUCAUAAUCUUUAAUAGUAACUCCCCAUUUCCCUCUUCCCCUGCUCCCUGGCAAUCUCUGUUCUACUAUCUAUCUCUAUUCUAGAAAACU
Messenger RNA from Lagenorhynchus albirostris (white-beaked dolphin), 2292 nucleotides. RefSeq names its product protein phosphatase, Mg2+/Mn2+ dependent 1M (gene PPM1M). Gene Ontology annotation, molecular function: protein serine/threonine phosphatase activity. Lineage: Eukaryota; Metazoa; Chordata; Mammalia; Artiodactyla; Delphinidae. The transcript is spliced from 10 exons. The coding region runs from base 61 to 1491 and encodes 476 amino acids. Gene Ontology annotation, biological process: protein dephosphorylation. The record is from RefSeq and is a predicted model, not a curated record.